Messenger RNA from Pundamilia nyererei, 1299 nucleotides. RefSeq names its product pogo transposable element derived with KRAB domain. NCBI's taxonomy places the organism in Eukaryota, Metazoa, Chordata, Actinopteri, Cichliformes, Cichlidae. Gene Ontology annotation, molecular function: DNA binding. Gene Ontology annotation, cellular component: nucleus. Bases 1 to 1299 code for a protein of 432 amino acids. The transcript has a single exon. The record is from RefSeq and is a predicted model, not a curated record.
AUGGAAACCACACUAAGAAGUUCGUAUGAUGCAAGUUUUAAGUUGAAGGCCAUCGAUCUUGCUAUCCAGGAGGGAAACCGCGCUGCUGCACGCAAGCUUAGCGUCAAUGAGUCUAUGGGGAGACGUUGGAGGCGGCAGCGGGAAGAGCUCAUGCAAUGCCAAAAGUCGAGAAAAGCUUUCAGAGGACAUAAAAGCCAGUGGCCUGAACUUGAAAAUGUCCUGGAGGAAUGGGUGAACACACAGAGAGCAGGUGGCCGAGGUGUAUCCACUGUACAGAUCCGACUGAAAGCCAAAACAAUCGCCCGCGAAAUGAAUAUUAAAGAUUUCAAAGGUGGGCCGUCAUGGUGUUUCAGAUUUAUGAAACGUAAAAACCUGUCCAUCAGGGCACAGACCACUCCCUGUCAGCAACUCCCCCCUGACUAUCAGGAAAAAGUUGAAAACUUCCACAAAUUCGUUGAAAAAAAGAUACAAGAAAACUCCAUCGGACCAGACGACAUAAUCAAUAUGGAUGAAGUACCUUUAACGUUUGCUCUGCCUCUGACCAGGACCGUUAACAAGACAGGUGCAUCAUCCGUGUUGUUGAAAACAACAGGCCAUGAGAGGACGCACUUCACCUGUGUUCUGGCAUGCACGGCAUCCGGACAAAAACUUCCACCAAUGGUGAUUUUUAAGCGCAUAACUAUGCCGAAAGAGCAACUCCCGAAAGGCAUAGUGGUCAAAGUUAACACCAAAGGGUGGAUGAUAGAAGGUCUAAUGAAGGAAUGGUUAACGGAGUGCUAUGGGAAGUGCCCGGGAGGAUUUUUUCACCGGAAAAAAGCACUGCUUGUUUUGGAUAGCAUGAGGGCCCACAUCACAGAUUCUGUGAAAGCAGCGAUCAAGAAAACAAACUCCAUUCCAGCUGUGAUUCCUGGAGGUACAACAAAGUUUUUGCAGCCACUUGACAUCAGUGUAAAUCGGGCAUUUAAAGCUGCACUACAGGUUGAGUGGGAGACUUGGAUGACAAGCGGUGAAAAGUCAUUCACAAAAACUGGCCGCAUGCGAAAAGCAUCCUUUUCUGAUGUCUGUCAGUGGAUCCUAACAGCGUGGAGUGCUGUGAAAGAAUCCACCAUCACCAAUGGGUUCCGAAAGGCUGGACUGCUGCGCGAAGAGAGCGGCGCACCUUCAGAGCCAACUUCACCGGAGGAUGACAGUGACACGGAGAGCGAGACUGAUGGAGGCAGAUGUGAUGAAGCUCUUCUGAGCCUGUUCAACUCUGACACUGAAGAAGACGACUUCAUGGGUUUCAGCGAAGAUGAUUAA